CAGCCCAGAAGUUUAAAACUCCAGAGCAUAUAAAAACCUCGGACAAUUCGUUCCUCCUCACCACUCCGACGCCAUGGCGGCCCAGCCCAACCGCAUGGCGCCCUUCGACCGCAUCGCCCGCGCGCUCGCCUCCGACCACCCGCCACCGCCGCCCGCCGCGCUGCACGCCCACCUCCUCCGCUCGCACGCCGCGGCCACCGCGCCCGCUCUCAUCCGCUCGCUCAUCAACGGCGCCAUCAGCCGCCUCUCCAAGCCGCGCCCGCGCGCCGCGGUCGGCCUGCUCCUCCUCAUGCCGCGCCUGCCCGUCUCCCCCGACCACUUCUCCCUCCCCUUCGCGCUCAACGCCGCCGCGUCGCUCCGCCUCCUCCCGCUCGGCGCCUCCCUCCACGCCGUCGCCAUCCGCCUCGCGCUCCUCCCGCUCCGCCUCCCCGUCGCCAACGCGCUCGUCGACUUCUACGCCAAGUGCGAGGACUUCCCCGCCGCGCACGCCGCGCUCGCGGACAUCCCCGCCCCCGACGCGGUCUCCUUCAACUCCCUUCUCUGCGCGCACGCCCGCAACGCCUCCGUGCCUUCCGCUGAGUCCCUCUUCGCCGCCAUGCCCAGCAGAACCCAGGUCUCCUGGAACGCCAUGGUGGUCGUCUACGUCAGCGCUGGUGACCUCGCAUCUGCUCGCCGCGUGUUUGAUGAAAUGCCUACGAGAGACACGGCGUCGUGGUCGGUGCUGAUUGUUGGAUAUUGUAAGCGCGGCUUAGUGCAGAGAGCGCGCGAGCUGUUUGAUAAAAUGCCGGCAAAGAAUCUCGUGGCUUGGACGGCAGUGAUUAAUGGUUAUGCACAGACUGGACGGCCUAAGGCAACACUUGCUUUGUUUAGGGAACUGGAGGCUGCUAGGAUUGAGCCUGAUGCAGCCACAAUGGUUGGGGUUAUUUCUGCAGCUUCACAGAUGGGAAGCACAGAGUUGGCUGGGUGGGUUGGAGCAUAUGUUGACAGGAAGAAGAUAGAAAGGAAUGAGAAGAUUCUUACUGCAUUAGUAGAUAUGCACGCUAAGUGUGGCAAUGUUGAACAGGCACUGAGUGCUUUCAGGGAGAUCGCACAGCCUGAUGCCUAUCCAUACACAGCAUUGAUCAGUGGGCUGGCAACUCAUGGGCAUGGAAAGCUGGCACUUGAAGUGUUUGAAAGGAUGCAGACUCAGGCCGUCUGGCCGGACCCUAUCACCUUCGUUGGUGUACUUACUGCGUGCAGCCAUGCAGGGCUUGUCGAUAAGGGACUGGAGUAUUGGGAGGCAAUGGUGCGGGAUUAUGGAAUUGAGCGCCGUGCGGAUCACUAUGCCUGUGUCGUAGACAUGCUUGGCCGAGCAGGGAGGAUUGAGGAGGCAUUUGAGAUGGUUCAAACGAUGCCAAUGGGGCCACAUCCGGGGGCUCUUGGUGCACUGCUGAGUGCCUGCAAGACAUAUGACAAUGUCGAGAUUGCAGAAAUUGUUGCAAACAAGCUUUUUGAGUUGGAACCUGGGAACACAGGGAACUAUAUACUGCUUUCAAAUAUAUAUGCUGGGAAAGAACUGUGGGAGGAGGCGGAAAGAGUUAGAUCGCUGAUGAGAACAAAACUGCCAUUUAAAAAGCCAGGAUCCACUUGGGUUGAGGAUCGACAGAAGGAGCAUGCCAAGAUGUCUAUAAUGGACUGAGAAUCAAUAGAAACAGAAACACUUAUUUUGGUUUGGAGAUGGUGGUAAGCUAGGCGGUCUUGAAACAUUGCUGUUUAACAGUUAGCAAAGCAAGAGCUUCAUAUCAGCUUGCCACUCAGGGUAUUUCUCAGCUUCACUUCGCUGUUUCAAUUGCAUGAGCUAUUCGUCGAUCUUGGAACCAGUGACCUCCUUGACAACCUUCCCAUCCUUGAGAAUCUUGAAUGUCGGCACAACCUUUAUGCCCAGAGCUCUUUUGCAAGAGGCUGCAAGUAGCAAGUACUGAUGUUUUUCAGCAUGCCAUAUCCAGAUAUCCUACAGAGCACAGAGCAGUGAAUACACAAGAGAGCAAAGUAAUCCAACUGACCUUGUUGUCCUGGCUGCAAUCGAGUUUGAGGAACAGAACAUCGAGGUUCUGCUCAGACAUCUGCUGGAAUUUUGGUCGCAUCACCUUGCAAGGGCUGCACCUGCAACCAAGAGUACCAGAAAAUUAUCAGGUUCUCUUCUUGUUUUUUCAUCUUGGUAAAAGACUGAAACAAAGAAGAGAUCAGUAGAGCUCAGACGAUACCAUUGAGUGUACAUGUCAAGGACGACACCAUGUCUCCUACCGCCUUGACGAUUGGCCAGAAGGUGUCCUUGGUCACCUGGUCACCGCCUCAGCUCCCACCAAGGUCGUCUCCAAGCUGCUUGACCUCACGGCAGUCACCUCAUUUCAGAGCCCGCCAUCACUGUCAGGCUCCACUUCUGGGAUGCUGCCGAGCCUCCAAGCAAGGCUGGGAAGCGCCCGCAGGUGGCCAGCCGGCAUGUGGAGAAGGCCGGCCUCGUGAGACGAGAAGAUGGAGAGGCGUAACGCCAUUGGUUGCUAGGGUGGUGGCCUAGCGGGUGGUGAGUCUGAUAGGAGACUAUAGGAGAAGGACCUUACAGCAGCCGACGAAUGGGUGAGCUUGGAAGGAUAUCCUCCUCCGGUGGCGCUGGACCUCUGGUGUCUUGGCACUUGUGGAAAGAGUUGAACUCUCGUGCGUUUAGAGGUAGGGAAGCAACGGUGCAGCAGCUGCGGAUUAUGAUCAAGCUAGUAGGAGAGAUGUGGAUCUCGGCCGGUGCUACGCAUCUGGGUUGUCUUUUUAGUGAGUAGUAGCCUUUAGUUGUUUUGCACUUUUGCUGUUUGGUUGCUUACAUUGCGUAAUAGACAGUUAAAUGCCCCAGCGCGUAUAUAUGCAUUGCGCAUUGUGUAACCUGAACUAUAUAUGCAUUGCGCAUUGUGUAACCUGAACUUGUUCUUUCUUCUUAAUACAAAGAUACGCACUUCUGGUGUGA
Setaria italica (foxtail millet) is the source of this 2989-nucleotide messenger RNA. Its product is annotated as putative pentatricopeptide repeat-containing protein At5g37570. The transcript is spliced from 2 exons. The coding region runs from base 74 to 1678 and encodes 534 amino acids. Gene Ontology annotation, biological process: RNA modification. NCBI's taxonomy places the organism in Eukaryota, Viridiplantae, Streptophyta, Magnoliopsida, Poales, Poaceae. The record is from RefSeq and is a predicted model, not a curated record. Gene Ontology annotation, molecular function: RNA binding; protein binding.